Molecule: messenger RNA, 1053 nt
Organism: Raphanus sativus (radish)
Lineage: Eukaryota; Viridiplantae; Streptophyta; Magnoliopsida; Brassicales; Brassicaceae
Product: putative F-box/FBD/LRR-repeat protein At5g44950
Exons: 3
Coding region: 1-1053 (350 amino acids)
Molecular function (GO): protein binding
Source: RefSeq, a predicted model, not a curated record
AUGGGUUACGAUAGAAUCAGUGCACUGCCGGAUCAUUUGAUAACUGAGAUACUCUUAUGGCUCCUGACCGGGGAUUCUGUUAAGACAAGCCUUUUAUCGACCCGAUGGAGAAACCUAUGGCUUGAUGUUCCGGGGCUAGACUUUAAACUCCCUUUUACCAAUACAAAGGCUAGCUUCAUCGAAAGAUUUUUGGAAUUUAACCGUGAUGCACGCCUGAGAAAGUUCAAGUUAACGUAUCACAGGUGCAAGCCCAACAAGGGUCACCCCUUUGGAAUCAGAGAGUGGAUCGCUACAGCUAUAAGUCGCGGAGCUCAGCAUUUAGAAGUGGUUGAAAUUUUUGAUACCUCUUUGAAAAACAAAUUAGAGUUCAUGCCUCUAGACAUUUAUAAGAGCAAGACAUUGGUGUCUUUAAAUCUUGUACGAGUAGGGAUGUCGGAUCCCGACUUUGUUGUUUUUCUACCUUGUCUGAAGAACAUGUAUCUUGAACAAAUUAUGUGCAGUGGUAAGGAUCCUUCAUUCAUGGAGAAGCUCAUCUCUGGCUGUCCCGUUCUUGAAGGUCUAACAGUGUCUAGGUCUUUUGAUGACAACGUACUGGUUCUUCGUGUGAGAUCUAAGAGUCUUAAGAGGUUUAGUGUAUGGUCUGACUGGAUUGGAACCAAUGGUAGGGAGUUUGCGUUGGAGAUUGAUGCUCCAGGACUCAAAUAUAUGGACUUAGGAGAUCACCUAUCUCAAAGAAUAGUGGUGAAGAAUCUGAGAUCUUUGUUUAUGAUCGACAUUGAUUCCAUAUUCAAUGCUGGAAGUGACACUAAUUUGAAAAUGAAGAAAGAUGCUAUCGGUGAUUUUCUCAAUGGUAUUUCUCGUGUAAGGCAUAUGAUCAUCUCUCAGUAUACUAUGGAGGUUUUUAAUCGUUACCUGGGAUCCAUUCCCACAUUUAAUAACUUAUAUCGUUUAGAAGCUUCCUGCAACACGUCCUGCAACACGCACUUAUUACAAGUGUUACCCGAUUUUCUUGAGAGUUUCCCGAAUCUAAGACACCUCACACUGUGCACCUAA